This is a messenger RNA of Racocetra fulgida, 285 nucleotides long. The record is from the annotation of a GenBank genome assembly. Lineage: Eukaryota; Fungi; Glomeromycota; Glomeromycetes; Diversisporales; Gigasporaceae.
AUGAAGAGUUUGGCUUUGGAUAUUAUUACUAUACUGCUUAAGAGAAAAAAUCAUGCUGGUAGCAUUAAAGAUUCAUAUGCUGAAGCUGGUUUUAGUUUUAUACCACCUGACAUUUCAGGAAAUACUUAUACUCCAUAUUUACCAUUUAAAUUAGAAAAGGGGUCUCAUGAUAUAAUGAUGAAUGCAAUCUGUAAAGAUGCAAAAUUAGAUUUUAAAGCACUAAAAGAUUCUACCUCUAUUAAUAAUAAUCAAGUUGGUAAUAUUGAUAUUUAUAUUGAUAUUUAA